Molecule: messenger RNA, 807 nt
Organism: Symbiodinium natans
Lineage: Eukaryota; Dinophyceae; Suessiales; Symbiodiniaceae
Source: the annotation of a GenBank genome assembly
AUGGCUGGCAUGGGCCCGAAUCGCAGGCCUUUGCUUGCGGCGGCAGUUUUCCUGCUUUCUUGGCAGACCUCCCAGCUGGUCAUGACGGCCUUUAUUGGUGGCAGAUCUACAGCCAGACAAGUGAGAAUAUCUCGGCAAGCUGAAGGCUACUCGCUUCGAUACUUCGACGUCCGCGGAGCUGCCGAGACCAUUCGCCUGCUCUUUGCAGCAGCUGGACAGGAUUACGAGGACUUUCGAUAUCCGCUGAACUUCGGCGUGCCGGGGGACUUCUCGACUAUCCAGCGCAAGGAGUUCGACGAAGAUAAGGCUUCGGGUAUUCUGGACAUUGCCCUCGGCAAGGUGCCCGUCUUGAAUGUAGGCGACUUCACGCUCCCGCAGAGCAAGGCCAUCGAGCGAUAUCUGGCCAGAAAGCUGGGGAUGAUGGGCGACGACGAAGUGGAGGAGGCCUUGGUCGAUGCCAUGGCCGAGCAUGUGCGCGACAUCAACGAUGCCUACAGCCGAAAGGGGCUCUUCUUCAUGAAGGAUGAAGAGAAGAAAGCAGAGCUGCAAAAGAAGUGGUAUGCGGAGGAACUGCCCGACUGGCUGUCGAAGUUGGAGAAGGCUCUUCCCGGCAGCGAUGGCUAUGCUGUCGGCAGCAAGGCGUCUCUUGCCGAUGUGGCCAUCUUCAAGCUCCUGAAGGACACAUAUCCAGAUGAUGUCUCCGCAGUCUACGACUCCUGCCCGAAAGUCAAGGCGAUCGUGGACAACAUUGCGAAGAACGAGGGCAUCAAGAAGUGGUUGGCAGACAGGCCGGAAACCUUCUUGUGA